GGGCCAUAUAAGGGGAAAUAAGAGCAGGCUUGAAAGAAACGAGGGCAGCACACGGAAAAAAAUACUGAGACCCAUUUCCAUAAAGCAAGCAAGCCAGCCGCAACACAGCAAUGGCACUCCACACUUCAUCUCUGUCCUGGCUCCUUUAUUCCAUGACCUUUGUGGCACUGAUGGGCAAGAACACAGCAAACCCCUUGGCACCAGCAAAUGCCACCACAGCCAGUACCACACGUUUGGGGAGGAUUAUCUUUGAUGACAAGUUUGACUUCGAUUAUGAGACAGAAAGUGCUCCCGUCUCUACUGCACCACCCCCUGUUGGACCGAUUGCACCUUGUGAUUAUGACAGGUGUCGGGACGGACAGGUGCCAUGUGAAGAGCUAAGAAAGAAUCAAAGCUGUUUGUGUCCAGGUGUUUCAGGGCCCAAUGUGGUCCCAGAGUUUCCUCGGAUCCUUGAGAUUACCCAGCAGGGGUCGACUGUCAACGUCCACUGGUGUGCUCCACCAUCUACUGUAGAAAAGUAUCAAGUUGUAUACAGCAGACAGGGUAAAGGCAUGAGCACCUCUGUACCCUUGGAGCGGGGUAGCCAGUCAAGAACUGCACAGCUGGAAGACCUGAGUGAUGGUGUCUCUUAUGUAGUGUGUGUUCAAGCUAUAAACCGGGCUGGGUCAAGCCCUCUCAAGGAGAAUUCCAACGCCUGUGCUGUUUAUAAGUCCACAUCAGAAAUGAAAAAGUACUUGUACCCUGGACUAAUUGGGGGUGUUCUGUUGCUACUAUUUUUUGUUGUGAUUGGUGUCAUUUUGAUCUGGCGCCACCACACUAACAGGAAACGCCCGACAGAUGUUACUGGACUGACCAAUCCUUCCUUCAGCAGGGGCAGUCGAGAUGAAACAGAAUAGGGCUCUGUAUCAGAGACAUCUUACAUACAGUUUUGGGGGGCCACUCCAAAUUAGUUACUAAGGCAGUAAAAAUGCCAGGCACAUAAACAUUGAUUUCUUUCAUAUGCUAAGCAUAAGGAAAGUAAAUGAACUGGCAGGCCCUUAGAGAGCCCAUGUUGAAAGUACAAAAGCAAAAUAAUAAAGAGCAGCACUGUGAACCAGGAUACACAUGAGGGUGUAACAUGCACUGAGGGUAUACCGUGCUGUUGGGCAUCGAGCAGCUAGCGCCAACACGUCGGAUCACUGGAACUUCUGAAUGUCUUAAUGAACUCAUCGUAUAUUUAUUUAUUUGAUUAUAAAGUGUCUUUGUGUAUGUCUGCAUUAACAUAUUGCACUUCAUGAUUAGUUCUAAGAUGUAAAUUUUUAAAAUAAAGCUUUAUAUUAUUUUCAGUA
This is a messenger RNA of Erpetoichthys calabaricus (reedfish), 1328 nucleotides long. Its product is annotated as LRRN4 C-terminal-like protein. The transcript has 2 exons. Lineage: Eukaryota; Metazoa; Chordata; Cladistia; Polypteriformes; Polypteridae. The coding region runs from base 111 to 896 and encodes 261 amino acids. The record is from RefSeq and is a predicted model, not a curated record. Gene Ontology annotation, molecular function: protein binding.